Molecule: messenger RNA, 411 nt
Organism: Linum tenue
Lineage: Eukaryota; Viridiplantae; Streptophyta; Magnoliopsida; Malpighiales; Linaceae
Source: the annotation of a GenBank genome assembly
AUGAAGCAUCACAGCAGCAUCUUGUUAGUGGCACUUCUACUCUUAUCCGCACUCGCCAUGUCCGUCGACGCCAACCCUUGGAAUCCCAAAAAGCAUAUAACAACGGUGGUGGUGGAGAACGACAUCGAGGGACGGGAACUCACGGUCCAUUGCAAGUCUAGGGACGACGAUCUGCACCUCCGCAGGCUGCAACCGCACCGGUCCUUCGACUUUACAUUCAGGCCGACCUUCUUCGAGACGACUCUGUUCUAUUGCUCCUUUGACUGGGGGGAGGGGGUUCGUUGGUUCGACAUCUACAUUCAGGACAGAGAUUACCAUAUCUGCAAGUGGUGUCGAUGGCUCGUAAGGAGGGACGCGGUGUGCUUGACCAGUGACACAAAUCAGGCUUGUUACUACUAUAAGAGGAGGUAG